GACGCUGUUGUUGACUGUAGCAUUUUUGUCGACGACUACCGACCUAACCACCAACAACCAAACCCCGAAACCUCGACAUAAUAUCGUCACCCUCACAUAAUCGCAACCAUGUCGUUCUUCGGUACACCAAGCUCCAGCGCGGCCUCGGGCCAACCAGCAACAACUGCCACAUCCGGUGGUAUUUUCGGAGCCUCAUCCUUCGGCACCCCAGCAGCGAGCUCGACACAGCCGGCCGGUGGCUUGUUUGGUGCUAAGACUACAGAUGCGCCAAAACCUGGAGGACUAUUCGGAGCCAAUACCACCUCGACUACACCUUCACUUUUCGGCGCUGCUUCCAACCCUGCUGGAGGCAGCACGACGGCUCCCGCGGGCUUGUUUGGAAACACCACUGCCAACACAUCCACAACCCCCGCUGCUGGUGGUUCGAACCUGUUCGGCGGCGGAGCCAGCACCACACCCGCAACAGGGGCUCCUUCGGGAGGUCUGUUUGGAAACAAUGCUUCUUCUUCGGCUACCGGUGGUCUCUUCGGAGCUGGCGCCAACAGUCAGGCGACGCCGGCCAAGACCUCGUUUGGAAUAGGAUCGACUACCCCCGCCGGCGCACCACCUGCUGCUGAUGCCUCCAAGGCCGCGCCCUCUCUCUUCGGUGCUACCACGCCUGCGUCCGGCAACCUCUUUGGAGGAGGAGCCUCGAGUACCCCGACCACAACCGCUGCCCCUACCUCGGGAACAACACCAUCUCUCUUCGGAGCGAAGCCAGCUGAGACCACUACCUCUGGCACCACUUCUGGUCUCUUUGGCGCCAAGCCAGCUGAGACUACAUCUAGCACAACUCCCGCGACAACAGCCACUCCCGGAUCUACUCUCUUCGGCGCGAAGCCUGCGACCAGCGGCGGCAGCCUGUUUGGCGCAGCCUCAACAACCCCGGCUACGACAUCGACCACGACCACCACAGCACCAGCAACUUCCGGCCUCUUUGGUGCCAACACAAGCAAGCCGGCCGAAGCAGCGAAGCCAGCUACGGGUGGUCUGUUUGGCGCAACUCCCUCUACCUCAGCUCCUACCACCUCUACCACCACUGCUGCCUCCGGCGGCCUGUUCGGUGCCAACAAAGAUGCUACCACUACCACUACUGCCCCAGCCUCAGGAAGCCUGUUCGGGUCGACUACGCCUGCGAUGACCACAACUACGGCGCCCGCUACUUCGUCUUCGACUACUACUAGCGGCCUCUUCGGUGCGGCCGCCAGCAAGCCCGCCACCACCACAGCGGCUACCACUACUGCCAGUGGGAGCACCACCGCCACUGCUGGAACCACCAGCAGUCUUUUUGGAGGAGGAGCCAAGCCUGCGGACACCACUACCUCGACAACCGCCAACAACACCACUACCGCCGCCGGCACCAGCAGCAGCACCGGCAACCUCGCCUCCACAACCACCGGCCCUACCUCUACUCUCCCGCGGUUGAAGAACAAGACGAUGGACGAGAUCAUCACCCGCUGGGCCACCGACCUCUCCAAGUACCAGAAGGAAUUCAAGUCGCAAGCCGCCAAGGUCGCCGAAUGGGACCGCCUCCUGGUCGAGAACGGCGAGAAGAUCCAGAAGCUGUACACCAGCACGUACGAAGCCGAGAAGGCCAGCAACGAGAUCGAGCGCCAGCUUUCGGGCGUCGAGUCGCAGCAGGACGAGCUGACCGCGUGGCUGGACCAGUACGAGGCGCAGCUGGAGGAGCUGUUCAAGAAGCAGCAGCUUGGGUCCGGCUCCAGCGGCGAGCAAAAGGCUGCCGGCGGCGGUAACGACGGGUUGGGUCCCGAUCAGGAGCGCGAGAGGACGUAUAAGCUUGCGGAGAAGCUGACGGAUAGGCUGGAUGAGAUGGGCAAGGAUUUGGCCAAGAUGAUUAAGGAGAUUAACGAUAUGAGUGGCUCGUUGAGCAAGGGGAGCAAGCCUGAUGAUCCGCUCAGCCAAAUCGUCCGUGUCCUCAACGGUCACCUCACCCAGCUCCAAUGGAUCGACCAGAACGCCGCCGCUCUCCAAGCCAAGGUGGUCGCUGCCCAAAAGGCUACCAGCGGCAUGGGUGCCCACAAUGGUGUCAACGAGUCGGAUGCUGCUCAGAGCUUUUACCGCUCGUACAGGGGCGGUGGUGCUUACAGGUGAAGGAAGGGCUUUUAGUGUAAACCAUGAAGAGAAGAAGAAAGAGGAACUAGAAGGCGGCGAAAUGUGUUUUGAUUACUACCCAACUGCUGAAGUUUGCUUGAGAGAAAGUUCACAUGGGAUGGGGUGGGGGGUUCUUGUGUUGUAUGAACAUGUUUAGUAUGUCUGGCAGAUGUGGCUGGCUGGGUGAUUGGUUGGUUGGCUGGUUGAGAGAA
Messenger RNA from Neurospora tetraspora, 2363 nucleotides. RefSeq names its product Nsp1-like C-terminal region-domain-containing protein. NCBI's taxonomy places the organism in Eukaryota, Fungi, Ascomycota, Sordariomycetes, Sordariales, Sordariaceae. Gene Ontology annotation, cellular component: nuclear pore; nuclear pore central transport channel. Gene Ontology annotation, molecular function: structural constituent of nuclear pore; phospholipid binding. Bases 109 to 2151 code for a protein of 680 amino acids. The record is from RefSeq and is a predicted model, not a curated record. The transcript has 2 exons. Gene Ontology annotation, biological process: protein import into nucleus; RNA export from nucleus.